CGGUAGAUUUGUGACAUCCGACCUUUUCGAAGCAUCAAUCGAGAAAGGGAGGAUCGGAAGAAAGUUUCAAUCAAAUUGCUGAAAUCUCUGAAUUCGGAUAGGCUUGGUCUGGUGAUCACAGUUACCAAAAAAUGAGUUGCAGCAGUGGACAUGGGAAGGCUUCACCGGAGAAAUUGAGGAAACUGAAGGAUUUAUUGCUUAAAAGUGAUAAUCGCAUUUGUGCUGAUUGUGGUGCUGUAGAUCCCAAAUGGGCGUCAAGUAAUAUUGGUGUUUUCAUCUGCUUAAAGUGUUCUGGUGUACAUAGAAGUCUUGGUACACAUAUCUCAAAGGUUAUGUCAGUGACAUUGGAUGAAUGGUCUGAUGACCAAAUUGACUCCAUGCUUGAGGUUGGUGGAAACUCUUAUGCAAAUUCAAUUUAUGAGGCCUUUUUGCCUGCCGGGUAUUUAAAACCCAACCCCAACUCAACUUAUGAUGAAAGGGCUGAGUUCAUCAGGUCUAAAUAUGAGCUGCAAGAAUUUUUGAAGCCAAGCUUGCGCAUCGUCUCUUCAAAGAGUUCACACCUUUCAAGUGAUUCUGGAAAGGAUAAACAUAGCAGUUCUUCCUUCAACAGUCCAGCAAAUGCACAGGCAGGCAUGGUAGAAUUUAUUGGAAUAUUGAAGGUUAAAGUUAUAAAAGGCAGAAAUUUAGCUAUCAGAGAUAUGUUGAGUAGUGAUCCUUAUGUUGUUUUGACUUUGGGGCAGCAGAAGGCUCAAACGUCAGUGAUAAAAAGCAAUUUGAAUCCAGUUUGGAAUGAGGAGCUUAAUUUAUCUGUUCCUGAAUCUUAUGGGGCUUUAAAAGUUCAAGUAUUUGAUCAUGAUGUAAUCUCCUCGGAUGAUAUAAUGGGCGAAGCAGAGGUAGACCUCCAGCCGAUGAUUGCCGGAGCUAUGGCCUUUGGAGAUCCUGACCUGCUUGCAGACAUGCAGAUUGGCAAGUGGUUGAAAUCAGAUGACAAUGCACUCAUAAAUGAUAGUCUUGUAAACAUUAUUGAUGGAAAGGUGAUACAAGAGGUCUCUCUAAGGCUACAAAGAGUGGAAUGUGGAGAAUUAGAUAUGGAGCUUCAAUGGAUUCCAUUGAGUCAAUAGACUUGUAAUUUUU
Molecule: messenger RNA, 1134 nt
Organism: Dioscorea cayenensis subsp. rotundata (Guinea yam)
Lineage: Eukaryota; Viridiplantae; Streptophyta; Magnoliopsida; Dioscoreales; Dioscoreaceae
Product: ADP-ribosylation factor GTPase-activating protein AGD12-like
Exons: 9
Coding region: 132-1121 (329 amino acids)
Molecular function (GO): GTPase activator activity; phospholipid binding
Source: RefSeq, a predicted model, not a curated record